Suillus bovinus is the source of this 1319-nucleotide messenger RNA. RefSeq names its product Thiolase, N-terminal domain-containing protein. Gene Ontology annotation, molecular function: acetyl-CoA C-acyltransferase activity. The record is from RefSeq and is a predicted model, not a curated record. NCBI's taxonomy places the organism in Eukaryota, Fungi, Basidiomycota, Agaricomycetes, Boletales, Suillaceae. Gene Ontology annotation, biological process: phenylacetate catabolic process; fatty acid beta-oxidation. The transcript has 5 exons. Bases 4 to 1221 code for a protein of 405 amino acids. Gene Ontology annotation, cellular component: peroxisome.
ACAAUGGUUUCAUCUAGCGCUAGAGCAAGGCUACUUGCUAAGAAUGAUAACGACAUUGUUAUUGUAGCCGCUGUGCGGUCUGCUCUCGCCAAGGCCAGGAAAGGUGGCUUCAAAGAUACUCGCCCAGAGGAGAUGCUGUCCGGCGUUUUGAGAGCCGCCUAUACUAGAGCCAUGGUCGAUCCCGCCCUUAUUGGGGACAUUGCUGUCGGAAACGUCCUACCUCCCGGCGGUGGCGCCAAUGUUGCUCGCAUGGCUGCCCUUCAUGCAGGAAUUCCAAACACAACUCCAAUCAACACUGUGAAUCGUCAAUGUUCGUCUGGUCUUACAGCUGUCGAUCAGAUUGCAAAUGAAAUCAUCUCUGGACAAAUCGACAUCGGUAUUGGUUCUGGAGUUGAAUCCAUGACGUUUGCAUAUGGCGGUGGAUGGUUAGCCGAUGGCUGGUCAGCUGAGGUUCUCACCAACCCAGAAGCAGAGGAAUGUUUGCUUCCCAUGGGUAUGACCGCUGAGAACCUUGCCUCUGAGUUCAACAUUUCUCGCGAGGUACAGGACAAGUAUGCAGCUAUAUCUUAUCAAAAGGCUGCCGCCGCCCACAAAGCCGGAAAGUUUAAGGAUGAGAUCGUCCCUCUGAAGGUCAAGAUAACCGAUCCGAAAACUGAAAAGGUUUCUGAAAUUAUCGUUGACGUGGACGAAGGUAUUCGGGAUGGUGUCACCGCAGAGACUUUGUCAAAACUUCAACCCAUAUUCGUGGAGAAUGGUGCAACACACGCUGGAAAUGCCUCGCAAGUAUGCGAUGGUGCAGCUGCUGUAGUCCUUGCUCGACGCUCCGUUGCCAAGCGGUUGGGUCUUCCCAUUGUCGGCAAAUACGUCACUUCAGCAGUCGUGGGCGUGCCACCGCGUGUUAUGGGCGUUGGUCCAGCAUAUGCCAUCCCUAAACUACUGGAGAGAACGGGACUCUCCAAGGACGAUGUCGACUUCUACGAAAUCAACGAAGCUUUCGCAUCACAGGCUGUGUACAACAUCCAGAAGCUUGGCUUGUCACUUGACAAAGUGAAUGUCAAUGGGGGUGCGAUCGGGAUCGGACACCCUCUCGGAUGUACGGGAGCACGUCAAAUUGCUACUGGUCUCAACAUCGCGAAACAACGUAAUGAGCGAGUGUUCGUCACCAGCAUGUGUUCUGGCUCAGGAAUAGGCAUGGCAGGUGUGCUCGUCAGCGAACACUGAAACUGUUAUAAUACGUAGUAUUACAUAUUGCCUUUCGAUCUCUCAUGAGACCGUUUAUCCGACUUGAAAGUCGCUUUCCUCAGUAGACAGACAGUAGC